UUGAACGAUGAUCACCGCGCUCUCGCGAACUCGUGUAGGAUUUAUCAAAACAAUGAGCAAAAUGCUACUUUUACCGGCUUAACCUACUGCCUUGAUUUAAUAAAUGCAAGAGGUUCAUUUUGAAGUUGAAAUUCCGGUGAAGAAUAUAAUGGGAUUUACGAACACCAAGUUAAUUCAUUAAUCACCGCUGUUCAAACUUUCCUGAGGUGGAGGAGAUAACUUAGCUCUUUAACAGAAGAUGUUAUAAUGGGGGGUUCUUUUUGUAUCCUGCUCUUUUUACUACACUUCAAUGAGGGAAUUCACGGAUUACGGUUCACCAAAAACCCUUCCAACCAAACGGUGACUCAGGGUAACAUGGCCCGUCUGGGCUGUGCCUUUGAGGGUUUGAGUGAACCAGAGAUCAUCUGGAUGAAGUACGGAGAGAAGAUCUACAGCACUGAUCAGAUGUACAUCACACUGGAUGCACAUCACUGGGAGACCUUUCACAGUGUUAAAUCGGUGCAGCAACAAGAUGCCGGGAAGUACUGGUGUGAGGUUGAAUAUCACGGCAGGAUCAUUUCCUCAGAGCCUGCUUGGAUUACAGUAGAAGGUGUGCCUCAUUUUGUGGUGGAACCCAAGGAUGUGGCUGCAUUUGCAGGGGAGCCCUUCAACCUGACGUGUGCUGCAUCAGGUCCUCCAGAACCUGUGGAGGUGCUGUGGUGGCUUGGAGGCGAACAGAAGGGGGAUUUCACACCCUCCCCCUCAGUUCUCUUUGUUAAAGGUGUGAAUGACAGUAUAAAGUUUUACUGUGAGGCUAAGAACACUCGAGGCAUCGCCGUGUCACGCACAGGCACAGUGCACAUUAAAGUCUGCCCUGAUUCCCCCAAGGACGUCAAGGUACAUCAUGUGUCUGAUCUUAAUAUAACCUUAACAUGGAGUCCAGGUUUCACUGGGCACUCACAGCUUUCCACCUGCACUAUACAGGUGUCAAAGGGACCUGGAAAGAAGGUAAAACUUCCUGAUGUGGAUGUGGUAGUUCCACCCUUCCAGCAUGUGUUUGAGGGACUCAGCAGUUACUCAAACUACAGUGUGAGAAUCCGGUGUGAUAACGAGGUGGGCUCUUCCCCCUUCUCUCCCUGGGUGGACUUUCACACUCCAGAGGCAGCACCAUCAGCAGCUCCAAAGAACUUUACCUUUGAACUCAGCGAGCAUCAGCUCACUCUGUCCUGGGCGGCACUGGAUCAGGAGGAGCUACGUGGAAGGUUACUGGCAUAUAAAGUGCAGUGGAACCAGGGAGGAGAGAGUCAGGAUCCCUUACUUUUUAAAGACAACAUUGCCCGUCUCUCGGGUGCAGGGCGCUUCUUUAACGCCACCUUCCAGGUUGCAGCAUGCACAAUGGCAGGAUGUGGCCCGUGGAGUCAGCCUGUUCUCGUGAUGCCCGUGUCAGCCAUGCAGGCUCAGACUCAGAGGGGCCACAUGUGGGUGGGGCUGCUUUUCGGCCUUCUUGUGGCCACCAUGGUGGGACUCCUGUUGAUUGUACUGGUGCACAACAGAGGCAAAGAGACCCAGUUUGGGUCUGCAUUUGCAGCUUCGGGGACAGAUGUGCCAGUUUCCUUUACAGCUGCCAGGUCCUUCAACAGGCAGUUCCCUGAGCCCCCAGAAUCCACAUUGGACAGUCUAGGAAUCAACAGUGAUUUGAAGGCCAAGUUACAGGAUGUUCUCAUCUCUGAAAGGCUAUUAACUCUGGGACGCAUGCUUGGAAAAGGUGAGUUUGGCUCUGUGAGAGAAGCGUUUCUCAAAUCGGAAAAUAACUCUGGGCAGAAGGUUGCUGUGAAAGUCCUAAAAACUGACAUUAACUCAUCCAGUGACAUUGAGCAAUGUCUGAAAGAGGCUGCCUAUAUGAAAGACUUCCAUCAUCCCAAUGUCAUUCAGCUCAUUGGUGUGAGUCUGCACAAGAGAGCCCAGCAGCGGCUACCUGUUCCUAUGGUGAUCCUGCCCUUCAUGAAACAUGGAGAUCUCCACACAUUUCUUCUCAUGUCACGCUUCGGAGAUGAACCUUUCACUCUGUCUCAGCAAAUUCUUAUCCAGUUCAUGCUGGAUAUUGCUCGAGGGAUGGAGUAUCUAAGCAGUAAAAACAUCAUCCAUCGGGAUCUGGCUGCUCGCAACUGCAUGUUGAAUGAAAACAUGAGUGUGUGUGUAGCAGAUUUUGGUCUCUCAAAGAAAAUCUACAGCGGUGACUACUAUAGACAAGGAUCUGUCUCUAAGUUGCCUGUAAAGUGGAUUGCUUUGGAAAGCCUGGCAGAUAAUGUCUACACAACACAGAGCGAUGUGUGGGCAUUUGGUGUAACCAUGUGGGAGAUCAUGACUAGAGGCCAAACACCUUAUCCAGGGGUGGAGAACUCAGAAAUCUAUGAGUAUCUUAUCAAAGGAGAAAGACUCAAACAGCCUCCUGACUGUCCUGCUGACAUUUAUGAAAUCAUGCAUAGCUGUUGGUCUCCUGUCCCAAAGUGUCGUCCUAGUUUCCAACACCUCAUUGACCAGUUGGAGCUCUUGUGGGCAAAGCUGAAUCCAGCUCCUGUAAAAGAACCGCUGCUGUAUGUGAACCUGGAGGAAGAGGAUGGAGAACAGGCCUCUGGGCCGGUGGCAGAUGCCGGGACCCGUAGUAGUGAAGAGCCCUCAUGGGGGGUACCUUGGCAGUGUGUAGGUAUAGAGGAAGAUGAAAAGGACUGGUUAAUGGUGUCAUCAGGAGCUGCUCUUGCUAUUGGUGGAGACUACCGGUACAUCAUCGGCCCACAUGGUAGCGUCAUUGAUGAAGAAAGCAGGCACUCUGACGACGGCCUGUCUGAGGAUGUCAAGGACGAGGAAGAGGAUGUUAUCAUUAAUGUGUGAUUUUUGUUGUCAUUUUUCCCCAUGCUUACAUAAUCUAGUAGAUAAUGAUUGCACAACUUGUAAAGACUCUUGUAAAAGAACAGUGAGUCCGUAAAAACAUUCCUUUGUCGGUUUACUGGUGAAAUUCCAGGAAUAAUGCUUAACACAAAGAGCUGUUCUCCAUGCUAACUCUAGAGGCAUGACGUGGACGUACAAUCAGCUGCUAAUACCUUUUAGAAACAUGAUUUGACACCUUUAUUUCAAUGGUAAUUACUAAUUAUGACUGUAGCAAAGCCAGUGUUUCAACAAAUGUGAUUUUUGAAGUGUAAAAUAUACAUCUUUGUGUAAAUGUGUUUUUGCAGGUACAGUGCCGGCAUUUUUUGUGUGUUUUGUAUGUGUGAAGUGUCAGUCACAUCCUGGGACUCACAUAUGUGGUGCCUUUGUUUGCAAACAUUUCUGCACAUUUGUUACGUUGCAAGAAGAAAUUAUUUUGGAUUUAUAAUGCAUACUAUGACAUAAGCUCAGAGUGUCAUUGUUAUAUUUGUACUUAAAGGAACGUUCUGGGCUAAAUACAAGUUAAACUGUGUAAGCUUACUGAAUUAUGGAAGUGUUUUUGCAGGGGGAAAACACGUGAAAGAUUUGCCAUCAGUUUCACUAAUGAUAAUAAUGCCAUAGAAAAUAAGAGCUUGUAAAAACGAACAGAAAUGUGUUGUGUACAUGGAGCAAUUGCACUAUAGAACUCCAUUGUAAGCAUGUUACCAUCAACACUUUUUUUUUGUUUGGUAGGGCGGAGUUAUUUUCUAUGGUUGUUGCUUUUAAACCAGAUCAUUCCGUUAGCCUGCACAGUAAAUCUUCUUUAAAGCAUUCUGAGGAUGGGAUAUCAAGGGACAACAGGUUUUAUUAUGUGCAAAUUGUUUGUCUUAUGCUGUGUGUUAUGAUUGCUCAAACAGCAAGAAUUGCAGCAUAGAAUGAAAGCUUGUUUUUGCUAAUUGUGUUUUUAAACCUGUUAAUGAGUUGUAAAUGAGCUGUGUGUACGAUCUCUUCAGUGGAUGUUUCUAAAAUCAGUAGAUUUUGUGUUUUAGUUCAUUACUGUACAACUCAGUUUUAGAGUGUUAGGUCGUGUAACAAACUUUCAUAUGUGUUGUGAAUAAAUCUGACACAUCAUUCAGUGUUAUUAACCCUUGUAAAGAGGGCUGCCUGCUCAUCUCAGAACAAUUAAAUGGGCAAAGAUGAUGUUAGCAUGAAAUACCUCCCAUGAAAUAUCAUAAAACUUGGAAACAGACUAAAAUGGGUUUAUUAUAAUUACAGCUAUACAGAUUUCAACCAUAGACUGUAGAUUUCAACACAGUCCAGACAGUGAACAAUACCUUUUAUACAAGCAAAAUGGGGAUUUUUGUUGUUGUUUCAGAGUUAUUACAAAUAGCAAGAAUGUUGCACAAAACAGCAAUGCCUGAGAUCUUGUUGUUGACCUUCUGGGUGGUGCUUACAAGUGUGAACUUGUAGAAUUGUUUUCCAGUUUGUUUCAUAAACUGUAGGCUAAAUAAAACAUUCAU
Sinocyclocheilus anshuiensis is the source of this 4400-nucleotide messenger RNA. Its product is annotated as tyrosine-protein kinase receptor TYRO3. Gene Ontology annotation, biological process: cell migration; nervous system development; phagocytosis. The record is from RefSeq and is a predicted model, not a curated record. Gene Ontology annotation, cellular component: signaling receptor complex; plasma membrane. The transcript has 19 exons. Gene Ontology annotation, molecular function: protein binding; ATP binding; transmembrane receptor protein tyrosine kinase activity. Bases 247 to 2868 code for a protein of 873 amino acids. NCBI's taxonomy places the organism in Eukaryota, Metazoa, Chordata, Actinopteri, Cypriniformes, Cyprinidae.